This is a messenger RNA of Siniperca chuatsi (mandarin fish), 3134 nucleotides long. RefSeq names its product plasmolipin. Gene Ontology annotation, molecular function: structural constituent of myelin sheath. The record is from RefSeq and is a predicted model, not a curated record. Lineage: Eukaryota; Metazoa; Chordata; Actinopteri; Centrarchiformes; Sinipercidae. The transcript has 4 exons. Gene Ontology annotation, biological process: myelination. Gene Ontology annotation, cellular component: membrane. Bases 397 to 960 code for a protein of 187 amino acids.
UGUGUCUCUAUGUGUGUGUGUGAGAGAGAGAGAGCAAGGUGUAGAGAGACUCACACCACCACCAUUAGACACCAGUGCAGGUGAAUGACUGCUGGACAUCUGAACCUGGAGAUUUUACUGGAGGGCUCCUCUUGGACUGUUUUUCUUUCUGUUUUCAACAUCAAGUCUUUGUACAUUUGUGCUUUGGACAUAGCUGAACUUUAAUUUGAAGAUUUAGUCUUGCUGCUGCCACCAGUGGAUGUAGUCAAUGGUUGCUGAAUCCCAACAUUCAGGUAUUUUUUGAGGAGGAAAAUCUUCAUUGCAGACGUUUAUUCUGAGGCUGAAUCCCAUCCUUAAGGAGUUUGUUGCUGGUGCGGCUGUUUCUGAGACACCCAUCUUCUGAUAAGCUGCGUGAUCAUGGCAGACUUCCCGUCCAAGGUUACCACGGAGACCAGCUCCCCCCACUCACAGAACUCUCAGCAGGGGGGCAACAGCCUCCGAGGGCUGGCUGCUAACGUCACCACUAUGAUGGACAUGUCCUUUAUCCGAAGCAUCCCGGCCAUCCUCAUGAUGGCUGAAAUAUUUCUGGGGCUGCUCCAGUGGGCAUUGAUAGCCAGCACCCACUACACUUUGGUGCCAGCGAAUGGCUGGGUGAUGUUUGUGGCUGUCACUCUGUGGAUCCUCACCACCAUCCUCUUCUGCAUGAUCCUGUUCGGCGCCCAGCGAAAACUCACCACUGUCCCCUGGCCUCUGACGGUAAUGGUGUAUCACGGCGGAGCCACAGUCCUCUCUCUGACCGCCUUCCUGGCCAACGCAGCAUCCGUGCACCCCUUCCACUUCGGCUAUUUCUACGGACAUAUGGCAGCCGCCGCCUUCUUUGGUGCCGUGGUGACCUUGGCGUACGGUGCCAGUGCUUUCUUCUCGUAUUUGGACUGGAAGGGAGAUGGAGGAAACGCCGCCACCAGCACCGUGCCGACCUAGGACUCAAACCUAGGAAGCUGACUCCUUAUGUUUUCUUUCCCUCAAGAUACUGCAGUUAUUUGGCUAGUGUUGAUACUCAACUCUCAACACAGUGUCACUGGACUAUUGCUGCUGACUCCGAUAACCCAAAUCCUGAUCUUAGCUUAACCCCAGUAUUAACAAUAAGAUGACUUUUCAGUCAAACUCAACAGAAUUUUACCUUCCCAUUAUGAAAAUAAAUUGCGUAUGAGCACUGGGUUAGCCACAUAAAAUGUGUAUCUCUAAGACAAUAUAUAUUUGGCUCUGGUGGAGUGCACUGAGGCCUCUAAUUCAGGCCUUCCUAAAAGAAUACAUUUAAUAAUACUAUUGUAAAUCCACAAAUAAGUUCUUGGUAGUACCAAUGGCGUUGUUUAUAUGGAAUUAGUGGAUUAUGAAUAAUUAUAUCAUGAUAUUCAGAGCAUAAUAUAGUUACCAACACCUCCAGGUUGUAUUAAAAAUACACAUAAGAUGCCUCACUAUGCACAACAUUUUGGAAAAUUCCCAAAAUUCACCUUCUUGCCAUGAGUUAGAUAGAUCGAUACCACUCUCAUGUCUGUGCGAUAAAUAUGAAGCUACUAGCAGAAGCCGGUUAGCUUAGCUUAGCAUUAAGACUCAAGGGGAAACUGCUAACUUGGCUCUGUCCAAAGGUAACAAAAUCCUCUUACCAGUACCUCGAAAGCUCACUAAUUAACAUGUUAGUACAAAACAAAACUUUGCUGUUUUAUGGGGGGUUAUGUGCAAAACUAACGUUAUCUCUUGGCCAGGAGCAGUGAUUUCCUGAUGUUUUGUCCCAGCCAAAAAAUGCUCCGGCACAUAAUCACUGUAAAACUGCAACUUGUUUUUACACUAUGUUUUUUAUACGGAUUCUACAAACAAGAUAUGACGUGAUAAUUAGUGAGCUUUAGAGGGGCACAUUUUGUUACCUUUGGACAGAGCCAGGUUAGCAGUUUCCCCCUGUUUCCAGUCUUUAUGCUAAGCUAAGCUAAUCGUCUGCUGGCUGUAGCUUCAUACUUAACACACAGACAUGAGAGUGGUAUUGAUCUUCACCACUAACUCUAGAAAACGGAUAAGCGUAUUUCCCAAAAUGUCAAACUAUUCCUUUAAAGAAAGGUCGCCCAGCUACAGAACAACACUUCAAAAUGUGAAAAAAGUGAUUUGAACUGCAGAGUAAAUGCAGUUAUUUGUUCAUAUUCUGAAAAACAUACUCUACAAAUCUUGAUAAUAAAAGAAAAUUGUAAAAUAUAUAAAUGUUUUAUACCGUGGGAUCAAUUUUGACAACAUUAGUUUAUUAUUAGAAAUUGCUCUAAAGUUGUGUCCUCGGUUCAUCAUUGAUGCAAAGAUCAGAUUUGCACCAUGAAGUGGAAAAUGUUUUCGACCCUGUGUGAAUGUAUGGGUUUGAGAGGGAGGAAGACUAGAUCAAACACCCUGGUUACAAGAACUUACUCUUACUCCAGACUUGACAGCCCGACCAAAGACUUCGACUUUAAACAUUUCUUUCAGUGUGGAGCACUAGGCUGUGUCAGCUAUCAAGGACAAUGAAGAAACAUAAUCACUGAAAGUUUGUUUAGUAUUUUUUGUUUACAGAGCAUUGCUUAGGCUGGUGAGUACUGUAGUGACAAGCCUGUACCAUGUCAUAACCUGCCUGACUCCUGCGUUAGCUUUCUGUGAUGCUCAUAUUAGCAUCUGAUAACCUAACAUGGCAGUGCAGAAGGUGUGAAAAAUUACUGUAUGCAUAGUAUCUGUGUCCUGCAGAAAUCCAUCUUGAUUUCAUUAAUAUUCAGGCUAACAUGGAAACUCAUGAAUUCACUGCAGGCCAAGCCAAAACACUGAUAAUAAAGUGAAAAAUGUGCAUGGAAAAAAUUACUUUUUUAAUCAAACAUUUACUGAAGUAUGUUAAAUAGAUGCAGGGUUUCUGCAGGACAUAAACGACUCCUUUAAUGAUUCAAAUAUUGUUCUACUAAGGACUCUGAGAUGUGGAAAAAGUGUGUAACAUAUUUUAUUGAUUUAUAUGAUACAGUGCUCAACUCCUGUUGGAUGUGCCUUUAUGAAAUAUGUUGUGUCUUUUUGUACCAAGAAUUUGAAUACUAGUGAAAUCCUGUGGUGAGUGCUGGGGCUCAACCAUGCACUUGUUCAAAUAAAGCAAUUGGUGAUUUCAA